AUGGCUCGUGACGGGGCGUUAACGGACGAGCCUCGAUAUCGAGAUGAUCCAUGGAUUGGGUCCGAUGAAAGACCACCGCCAAUCCGUGGACGAUGUGGCCGGGGGGCAUCUUACUCGAUAGGGGUCGACAUCCUGAUAUCGAGAAGAUCCACGCAUCGGAUCCAAAAAUGUUUGGGGAAUGAUGAUGAAGUGGACAAAGUAGGAGCCUCGAAUGAUGAGUACGAUGACAGCGGCGAAAUGGAAUCAGAGGGUACUGAUGGGGUUAACUCUGAAGUAUACGAAAGGAUGGAAGAAGAGACCGAUCCCGAAACUUAUAUUCUCACUGAAAUCGAUGCUCUCAUUUCUCGAUUCGAUCCUGCCUAUGAUCACGAUUGCCAUCCUAGACGAGGCGUUUGA
Rhinocladiella mackenziei CBS 650.93 is the source of this 396-nucleotide messenger RNA. RefSeq lists its product as uncharacterized. The record is from RefSeq and is a predicted model, not a curated record. NCBI's taxonomy places the organism in Eukaryota, Fungi, Ascomycota, Eurotiomycetes, Chaetothyriales, Herpotrichiellaceae. The coding region runs from base 1 to 396 and encodes 131 amino acids. The transcript is spliced from 4 exons.